AUGCCUCCAGCCAAUCCCCAUCCCCGCCGUCGCCAUGGCAACGGACGGCACUGUCGCUUCCGAGGAAGACGGGGCACGUGCCCGUUUCGUCUCGUCUGGCCGAAUCCGGGGAUGGAGAAGAGAGGGAACAGGAAGCAGAAUUUGCUGCAAUCCAUCGCUCGAUCUGGGCAUCUGAGUUCGGGGGAGCUGUCGGCCUUGGCCGAAUUAUUCGAGACGCUGUCCACGUCGGACAAGACGGGUGAGGCUGGUCUGGACAUCACGACGUUUCGGGAUCUCAUGCACAGCUCCUUCGACAUCGACUCCGAGAUCAUCAUGGACCGGAUCUUCCGCGCCUUCAACCGGCGCGGCUCCGAGAACCGGCUGAACCUGGAGGACUUCCUCGACGGCCUCAAGAUUUUUCUCAAAGGGAUGCCGCAGGAGAAGCUCAUGUACUGCUUCAACGUGUAUGACCUGAACGGGGACGGGUGGAUCACCAGGGACGAGAUGCUGCAUUUCCUCAAGGACUGCCUGGUGAAGUCGUCGCCGGACGAGGACACAGAGGAGGGGGUCAAGGAGCUCGUCGAGCUGGUGAUCCGGAAGGUGGACCGAGACGGCGACGGAAAGGUGUCGCUUCGGGACUUCGCCUCGGCCGUCCACGACGACCCGCUCCUCCUCGAGUUCCUGGGCCAGUGCCUGCCCGACCCCAAGGUAACUUCCCUUCCCUUCCGUCCGAUGACGUCACCUUUCCCGGUCCCUCUAACGGGGAAACGACGAGACGUUUCGUUGCUCGACGGCGCGUGUAGGCCAUAA
Darwinula stevensoni is the source of this 789-nucleotide messenger RNA. NCBI's taxonomy places the organism in Eukaryota, Metazoa, Arthropoda, Ostracoda, Podocopida, Darwinulidae. The record is from the annotation of a GenBank genome assembly.